AUGCCUUGGCUAGUGUUUUGGCUAAUAGCCCAGGACAUUGCAGGAUCCCAUGGAUGCCUGAAAUGCAGUGCAGAUGCCAUGGCAGUUGUGAGGGAAUUCAAAGAUACCUACCUGGACAGGCACCUCUUCUGGAACCCACAACUCAAAGCAAAACUAAAGGCAGACUUGGAUAAUUUCGUAGAAGAGCUCACUCAUCAGAGAAUCGAUGCAAAAAAAUACAUGGGUGUUAUUGAUGAGUUUUCGCUGGCAGACUUAGGUGCCCACUUCAAACGCUGUUUGAAACACAUCAUGGAAAAUGAAGUUAAAGAGCCUCAGCUUCAUAAAGAGAUGGAUUCGUGUUUUCAGAAGACACUGACUGUUUUUCACGAGCUGUUGCCCAGAGUCGCAACACAUCAAUGCAGCAAUGAAUGCGGUGUGAUGGUCUACGUGUUUACUCAUUGCUUCUCGUGCCUCACACGGACUUACACAUGCAACAAGAAAUAUUACUGUGGAGAAAGGAGGAUACAAGUGGAAAUGGAUGAAGAUCUAGUUCUGGAUUGUGCUCUGCAGUGGCACAAGCUUACCCAAAGUGUGAAGAAAUACAACUUCUACCGGGUAGUGAACGGCAAGCUGAAACCGAUGAGCAGCAGUAUGGAUUCCUUUCUAGUAAAGAAGGAGGUGAACGUAAAUGACACGGGCAGAUACCGGUGCGAUAUGGUAAAUUCGGAGGAUUUUGUUUCCAGCUACCUUGACUUCCUAGUACAAGUGGUGCCUGCAAUUGGGAAGACCACUUGGUUCCCCCGGCCGUCACACACAACGAUGACAGUCCCCCUCGCCUUGGGGAUCUCAUCCAGGGCUCCACCCCCUCAAGCCGACUUCUCCGUUUGGAUAGUGAUUGGUGGCACAGGCGGGUUGUUUGUCUUCAUCCUUCUUGCAUUCCUGUUUGCUUACUUUCGUCGUAAGAGGGAAGAAGAAGAUGAGGAAGAUGAUGACGAUGACGAAAGUGAGAGUGGAUCAUCAGAGCUGGUGGCAAUGUGA
Zootoca vivipara (common lizard) is the source of this 1017-nucleotide messenger RNA. Lineage: Eukaryota; Metazoa; Chordata; Lepidosauria; Squamata; Lacertidae. The record is from RefSeq and is a predicted model, not a curated record.